This is a messenger RNA of Arctia plantaginis, 2418 nucleotides long. NCBI's taxonomy places the organism in Eukaryota, Metazoa, Arthropoda, Insecta, Lepidoptera, Erebidae. The record is from the annotation of a GenBank genome assembly.
AUGGAAGGUAUUGAAGAAAGUUUCCAAGAGUUAAAUUGUAUACCACAAGAUACUCGUGGGGCAACAAAACAUUUAUUGAGUCUAAUAUUAGACAAAAUUCACCCCUUGAUACUGGGUUUACACAAUAAGUUGUUGUCCUUUGAAAGCAAUGGAGAAGAGUUAUUGCGGCUCAAAGAGGUCUACACACUCUGUUCAAAUCAAAUUAAUAAAUGUUUGAUAAACUUAUUUGAGGUACUUAAAUUGGAAGCUCAAGAAAGAAUUCAUUUACAGGAGAGUCGACAAUGUUCUCUGGAGAGACUAUCAUGGUGCAUUAAAAGACUUUUAUCCAUUGAAACUUAUUUGGACUGGAAAACUGAACAUACAGAGCACAAUGAUUCUGCUAAUAAAUCAAUGAAUGUUUCUACAAUGCAUUUUGUCAAUUGGAUUGAUCACACAUUUCAAGUUUUGGGAAAACUGUCUGAUACAGUGUACCAAACUGAUUUUAAGGAUGCUAAGCAAUUCACCGAUGAAUGGAAAAAUGAAAUGGUAGAAUAUGUCACCGAGCUUCAUGUCUCCAUUGAUGAGCUCCUCUUGUCAGCCAUGACUCUGUGCAGAUAUUGCAUCAAUGAUGAUCAGCAUAUUGUCAAAGCUCGUUGUCAAGUGGUUUUGAGAGAAACUAAAGCCUUAUUAGGAGAACUGAUUGAAGGAGACCUUAGUUCUAGUAUAAAGGCUACACCAGAUGCACUCAAGUGGCCCUUAAUGCCUUCAAAUGUAAAUGUUUUAAUUGAUGUUUUGAAAGAUGUUCUCUAUUCGUUAGAAACAAACACAAAUACUGCGCUACUCGCAUUAGUAGUUCACUGUUUCAGUUACAGCAAGCCUGCUAUAGAUAUUUUGAAAGAACAUUUUAGUAAUGAAUCGAAAAAGCCUUGUUCCUGCUUAAUUAAAAGUAAAGAUGAUGUGACUGAGAAUUGUUCUUUUGUGAAAGAUUUUGAUUUAUACAAUGAGAGACUACUGCAGGUUGGGAAUUUUGCUGUAUCCUGUUCUUCUGACCAACACAGGAUCUUAACUCUGCGCAGCGGUCUCGCCAGUUUAGAAGCAUUAGAUCCUCACUUGGUACCAGCUCUUAUGAUGUCUGCCUACAGCCAUCAUGCUAAAUUGUUAAUAAACUCUUGGACGCAGGAAGUUCAAGAGAUUCGUGACAGUAUUUAUUUAAUUGUAGAUCCAACAGCAUUCGCUGAGAAAUCAAAACAGAUGAUGCACCACAAACUGUUGACUAUAUUGAAAGAGAAUAUAUACAAGAAUACUGACGUCUGUGCAGUGAUUAACAUAGGUUGUAUGGUGCUUGAUUUUUUUCUCGUAUAUGAUAAGUGCGAACCUGAUGCGUUGAGCCAUCACGACAAGCUGAUGAUUUUAGUGGCGGAUUUGGAUAAAGUACAGAAAGAAUGCAAAAUUGUAAGCAACCUGCUGAGUUCCAAUGACGAUUUUAUCUAUGAAGUGAAAAUGCCCACUAACAAAAAAGAAGUAUCCAUGGAUCAACUUACAAAGCGUUUAAAACUACUAUACACAUUGAUCAAUAGAAUUCACAUCUUACUUUGUCCUAAAGACAAUGAUGAUCAGUUACUUGAAUACGAAGUAGGCGAAGAAGAACAACAUCAGGCAUUUAAAAAUGCCACUCACACAGUGUUAAAGAAUUUUGAGACUUAUGUCAACUCGCCAAGAAAAGCAACGAAUAACAUGUCCCGAAGUAUAUUUGGGCGAACUAAUGUACGAUCUUCGACAAAAAAUAUACCCUUAUCAAAGUUAACAAAGCGUUUUAAAGCUAAAAUGAAUACUGAACUUAGUUUUUCUGUUCAAUUGGAUUGUUUGUUCAAUGAAAGUCGUGAAACAAAUGUUACUUCCGAAGUGGCAUUACAAAUUAAGAAUCUGGACAAAUUGAGGGAAAAUUCAAUGAGUGUUUUGUAUAAUUUUUCGCCGAUAAAGCGACCAUCACUGAGGAAAGCGGUUUUAAACAGACAAUACAAAAUACCCACUAUGACUAAUGAGACUAUAGAUAAAAAUGUAACAUAUGACAAUGAAGCCCAAAUGGAUGCAACUAUGAGUUUGCAAAUUACUGAUAUACUGAAUCAAAUGAACGAUAUGACAAACAUGUUUUCCACUUCAAAAAUGUCCCAGCACACGCAUCAAGGAAGUAGAGUCCUGCAAAAAAACAAUGAUACAAAAAACGUAUUAAGUAUAAAUAUUAAUAGUCAGAAUACAACCAUAUCGAAAAAUUUCUGGAAUAUUCCUGUAUAUGCAACGGUUGUGGAAAUGCCUUUAGAAGACAGUACUACAAAUGUGACCCAACCUUCUAAUAUAAAUACUUUGGAAAGAAUUAACGACUUGGAUUUCGUUGAGAGCAAACUAAACAGUUUGCGAUCACAAUUGGAAACAAGUUUGUGA